CAUUUUUGACAUCUGACAUCUCUGUUUAUAGAAUAACUUAUUAUUGUAUAUAAACAUUAUAUACCUACUUAUAUUUGACAAUUUCUUAUAAACAUAAACCUUUAAUUAAAUUAUUAUUUGUAACAAUAAUAAUCAGUUAUGGCUGUAGCUUUUCAGCAACAAAUUUUUGCAUUAGAUGCCCGUUUUAAUGCAUAUCGAGCGCCAGGAAAUCCAAACUUUAAGACCCUUUACAUAAGGAGAAGAAGCCAGCUGUUGAGAGAAAAUGCCAAAUUUAAGGAUAUUGAAACAAUUAAGAAAUACAUCAAUAUUAGAAGCCAGUUGCUUCAACGCAGGUAUGGAGUGCAGGACAAUAUAUCAAUCAGUUCCUCAUCAUCCAAACAAAGAUCCAAUAGUAAGGCCAGCCUGGCAGUCGAUGAGUGUAUAACAAUCAAUCCCAAGAAAAAAAGUGAUAUGACAAUAUCAGAGAACUAUGCUUUCUCUGGCGUUCAUCAUAUAUUUGAUCAGCAUACAGGUCAAGUAAGCAUGGUAAAGUUUGCUAACAAUGACCGUUCAAAGCUGUGCUGUGUCUCUCACGACGGAAAGGUUUCAGUGUGCGAUGUUACUGCAACACCACCAAAGGUGUCUUUCAUGCUUGAAGGUCACACCAAACCAGUCACAGGGUGUGAUUGGUCGGCGUCCAACGAGCUUUUGGUGACCUGUGGUCUGGACGGUAUGCUGUUGGUGUGGCACGUGGGGACCGCGGCCCGGCUGCGUGCGGUGAGAGACCAGCUCGCAGCUCCACUACUCUGCUGCGCCUUCCAGCCCAUCAAUAAUAACAUGCUCAUUGCUGGCAAUGCGAGAGGUAUGGUUGAAGUUCUGAAUGUAUCGACGGGGAUAUACCCUAGAGGUGGAAGCAGUAUCCUUGGCGGACAGGUUCUGUCUAUAGCGUGCGAGUCCAGUGGUAGAAUAUUUUGGGCGGCAAACGAUAAGGGUUUAAUAGUGAGCUACAGUACAUGCGGCGCGGGCGGGUCGUUGAGGAAGCUGCGGCGCUGCGCCGUGGGCGCGGCCGUGUCGUCUCUCAGCUGGAGUCCGUGGCUGGCGCGGCACCCGGCGCUGCUGGUUAGUGCGGCCGACGACUCCUUGUAUCUCUUCAGGAUUUCCGAUCGUGAAGGAGGUCUGACCCUGAAGAAGCGUUUCUGGACACAGCACCGCAGCCAGCGCGUGCGCUCCACCUUCUGUCCCUUGAUGUCGUUUCGUCGCGGGGUGUGCGUGGUGAGCGGCUCCGAGGACGCCUGCGUCUACUUCAUGGACAUCGAGGGCCACGCCGACCAACCCGUCGUUAACAAACUUCAGGGUCACGCGUCGCCCGUGCUCGGGGUCAGCUUCAGCUACGACGAGAGCCUCCUCGCCACGAGUGACUCUUCAGGACUCGUCAUCAUAUGGAGGAGAGGAUGAAACGAAUAGCAAUGAACCUUAUUGACGACACGUUAAAGUUGUUUUUUCAUUAUCAAAUAAAAUUGUGACAUGUGAACAGAAUGAAUGGACACUCUACUUAUGAGGUGUACAACUAUAGAGUAUCGUAAGCGGAUCGAUCUCAGAAUUUUGAUUUGCUUAUUGCUCGCUAUUGACUGUGUCUUAUGAUGAAGUACUGUUUUAUCGGACAUGUAUUUAAUUCGCUAGAAGCUUUUAUAUUCUGUGAUUAUAGUAUUGUAAGUAAAUAAUUCAAUUAUACUGGUUUUUCAGUCGUUCUAUUAACGAGUCCCUGGUUUGAAUGCUGUCACCCAUUUCUGUCGGACUCCGUUCUUUGUUAAGUUUCAUUACUUUACUAGUUGGUGUUAGUUUAUUCCAUAGAAUUUAUGCGAUAUAUGUAUAUGAAUAUCGUAAAUAAAAAAAUAAUAAAGAUUACCUGCUGAAUAUAUAAACUGCAUAUACUGGAGAUAUUUUUUUUUAUUUACAAGAGUGUAAAAUAUUUUUAUUUAGAAAAAAUACAGCUGUCAAACCAAACUUACCCAUGCCGGGAGGCGAUGACUCCCAAAGAAGUAUUAAUAUUCUGUAUGUGAAUUAAAUUGAGUUAACAGUUGCCAAGCCACAUCCUGUAACCAGUCAAAUUACUCGAGAGAUGUUUAAUAACAUCCCGCCGCCCGGUCUGAAUAAAAGCCAUAUCAAGUCACAAA
This is a messenger RNA of Danaus plexippus (monarch butterfly), 2153 nucleotides long. RefSeq names its product WD repeat-containing protein 13-like. Gene Ontology annotation, cellular component: nucleus. NCBI's taxonomy places the organism in Eukaryota, Metazoa, Arthropoda, Insecta, Lepidoptera, Nymphalidae. Bases 139 to 1434 code for a protein of 431 amino acids. Gene Ontology annotation, molecular function: protein binding; promoter-specific chromatin binding. The record is from RefSeq and is a predicted model, not a curated record. The transcript has 11 exons.